This is a messenger RNA of Phyllotreta striolata, 900 nucleotides long. NCBI's taxonomy places the organism in Eukaryota, Metazoa, Arthropoda, Insecta, Coleoptera, Chrysomelidae. The record is from the annotation of a GenBank genome assembly.
AUGGAUGAAUUAUUGAAAUCUUGGGAGUUGGAGGAAGUGUCUAAUAUAUGUAAAGAUUGCGAUUUUGGGAGAAAAUACAAGCCUGUCUGCCCCAUAACAUUCCAAGAUGAUGAAAGGCCUGGAACAUCAUCCAGUACUAGUACUGAUAGUACAAUUAUUAGUGCUUCAAGCAGCAACCUUACGAACACUGAAGAUAUUAAUGAUACAUUAACGGAACUAACGGAUACUUUUGUAAUAAAAACUAUAGAUGAAAUUUGUACUCAAACUCCAAUAGAGAAUACUUCAUCUCCAUUAGACAACAUUAAAGCUUUACUGAAUGAUUCUGUAAAGGGAAAAUACAUUUUAGCCUACUACAAUAAAGUCGGUCAUUUCAAUAGGGAAGUAAGACAAAAAUUAGUGGAACUUGUUAUCGACAACCUUUUGAAAGAUGAUCUAACCAAAAGCGAUAUCUUCUGUCUGAACGACAACAUCACCGACGGCUACGGCAUGUUCUCGAUCAACGGCUCCUGCCCGAUGAAGAUCAAGCGCCGGAACAAGAACCAGCAGCAGGACGAGUGCUUCGAGUACGGCGGCACCGGCGGCAGGCCGGCGCCCGGCGAGGGGGGCCCAGCGGCGUGCUGCGGGGACGCCAAGGCGGAGCGGGAGGACCUCGAGCAGCUGGACUCGGCGCGGAGCUUCGACGAGCCGAAGGAGGAGCCCUGCAAGGGGGAGCCGUCGAAGAACCCGCCGGCCAGGCAGAAGAAGAUGAACUUCAAGAAGAUCCACGACAAGAAGUCGUUGGAGGCGAUCGCGGGCUCGAACAUGGCGAGGAAUCCGCUGACGGGGGCCGGCAUCGAGCCGAGCGAUUACAGGAGAUCGAAGAAGGAGAAUCCCAAUAAGCGCGACAAGUGGGAAUGGUAG